Messenger RNA from Spea bombifrons (plains spadefoot toad), 1377 nucleotides. It is a transcript of the gene SGF29, whose product is annotated as SAGA complex associated factor 29. Bases 114 to 1022 code for a protein of 302 amino acids. The transcript has 10 exons. Gene Ontology annotation, cellular component: SAGA complex. NCBI's taxonomy places the organism in Eukaryota, Metazoa, Chordata, Amphibia, Anura, Pelobatidae. The record is from RefSeq and is a predicted model, not a curated record.
GCCUGGGGGGCUGCGCUGUGUUUGUAGCUUUGUCGCGAUAUGAGUAUAGGCUGUGCGAGCCUUUUCUGAGUAACCGUACGGCGCCGAGUACACUGCGGGGCCCGCCAACCAACAUGGUGCUGACCAUCAAGGAGGCGAAAAUGGCGCUGGUGUCGGCCGACACGCGGAUCUCCGAGCUCCUCGGCGAACUCCACCAGCUCAUCAAGCAGACGCAGGAGGAGCGCUCGAGGAGCGAACACAACCUGGUCAACAUACAGAAGACCCACGAGCGCAUGCAGACCGAGAAUAAGAUCUCUCCGUAUUAUCGCACCAAACUCCGGGGUCUUUAUACCACGGCGAAGGCGGACGCCGAGGCGGAGUGCAACAUCCUGCGCAGGUCUCUGGAUAAGAUCGCCGAGAUAAAGUCUCUCCUGGAGGAGCGGCGUAUCGCUGCAAAGAUCGCCGGAUUGUACCACGACUCGGAGCCGCCGCGGAAGACCAUGCGGCGCGGGGUGCUGAUGACUCUCCUCCAGCAGUCUGCCAUGACGCUGCCCUUAUGGAUCGGGAAGCCUGGGGAGAAACCCCCUCCUCUGUGUGGGGCGAUCCCGGCGUCCAGCGACUACGUGGCGAAGCCGGGAGACAAGGUGGCGGCGCGCGUGAAGGCCGUGGAUGGCGAUGAGCAGUGGAUACUGGCCGAGGUGGUCAGUUACAGCCACGCCGCCAACAAGUAUGAAGUGGACGACAUCGACGAGGAGGGUAAAGAGCGUCACACCCUCAGCCGCCGGCGGAUCAUCCCGCUGCCGCAGUGGAAAGCCAACCCGGAGACGGACCCCGAGGCUCUGUUCCAGAAGGACCAGUUGGUUCUGGCUCUGUACCCGCAGACCACCUGCUUCUACCGGGCGCUGAUCCACACCCCCCCGCAGCGGCCGCAGGAUGAUUAUUCCGUGCUCUUCGAAGACACGUCGUACGCUGACGGUUACUCGCCGCCUCUGAACGUGGCCCAGAGAUACGUGGUCGCCUGCAAGGAGCCGAAGAAAAAGUGAAGCGAGCGGCCGGGGCUGAUUUUGGGGCAGAACCUUCCUUUUUAUUUUUUAACUAUUAAGUUUUCUCUCCUUUCCCCGCAUUAACCCUCCGGUGACCUCUCUUUACGUCUCUCGUGGGUUUUCUGUAUAAAUGUUUUAAACGCCAGCGGUUUCAGGUAGCGGCCCCUGGGGCCUGAUUCACUGCGCUGCGUGUCUGGGUCGGCCCCCCGGACCGGUUCGUAGCCACCCUAUUUCCUAACACAGGGCAGUUGGGAACCGUUUUCUGAAACUCCACAAGAAAUGCUGUUUGUGGGGCUGGAGACUCUUUUACCGAAACUAAAUUAAUUUAUUAAAACUACCCGGAUCCCGAGUGAUU